AUGGCCGAGCUAACGAAUGCCCAGAGACAGCUCGUGGCCAACGCUCGUGCGAGAAAAGAAGGCAAGGCGCUGUCUGAAAAACUUAAAGAACAAGCUGAAGCGGAGAGACACGACCACUUGGCCAGCAAGAAACGACUGGCACAGCAGCGCCAAAAGCCUCCCCUUGACAACAAAUUGGCGAUUCGGUUUGUCAAGCAAGACUUAGCACAGUUUGCACUCCACAAGGACUGGAAGAAGAAGCGCCAUCGAAAGGACAAGACCCGGGCGAGUACCGUGCCCGAUGCGACCUCAGGUGGGACGUCGAACCAACCCGACAGGGAUGCGCUGGAUUGGGACGAUGACAGCGCACACCGUCGCCCCCCGCGCUACCGCCCCCCGAACGCCUGGGCCAAACUGUACGAGGUUGAUGCCCAAGAAGUCGAACGGGAAAAACAGGACAAACGCAACGCUGCCAUCAACGCCAUGCACGAAAAUCGCAUGCAUCUCAUGCAUCAAGAGGCGGAGAAGCAGCGCCGUCGGCAGAUCGAGGCCGAGCACAGCGCCAAGUACUUUGAGCAACAGGAGCAGGAACUCGCCAAGUACAAGGAACAAGUCAAGCAAAUGCAAAUCGCCAAAGAAGAAAAGCAAAAGCAAACGAAUGCCGAGUUCACGCGUAUGGUGGCGGAGACCCAGCAAAAGCGCGAGCGCCAGAAGAAAGCCAAGAUGCAUGCCGAGCUGCGCGAAGUCGACAAUGCCAAAGCAUCGCUCGAAGCAGAGCGCCUGCGGCUGGAAGAAGUCAAGCGAGUGAAAGCCAUUCAAGUCGAGCAAGUCAAGAUUGAGAACCAAAAGCUUCAAGACGCCAAGCGGGCGGAGAAGUUGCGCAUGCAGGAGCACGAAAACGCCAUGACACAGGAAUAUCAAAAGCGGUUGGCAGCGCAAGAACAGGCGCGAAAAGACGAACUCCAAAAGACGUACGAGCGACAGGAGAAACGAGUCACGAUGGCAUUACUGAACGUGGUGUCGCCGGAAGAAAAGGCGAGGCUGGACGAAAUCCGGGCGGCGGCUAUCCAGGCUGCCGAGCGGAACAAGGAUGAAGCGAGGCUAGAAGAGAAGCGCCGUAAGCAGCGUGAGUUGGACAUCCUACAAGGCGCGGAGCUGCGCAAACAGCAAGAAGACAAGCGAAAACGACUGGAGGCCGAGCGUCAAGCCGCGGCGCACAUCGACGCAAUCGGCGCGCAAGAUGCGCUCGCCGCUGAGAUGGCCGCGCGGGCCAAGCAAGCCAAGAAGGACGCCAUGGAUCGUGAAUAUCGAGCGAAACUGGCGCAGCAAAUGGCAGCAGAGCACCAUCGCAAAGUCACCGCGGACAAGUGGAGCGUCGUUAUCUUGUCGGUUUCGUGGCGCAUGCAUCGGUUACAUGUCUGGAUCGCGCUGACCCCCAGACAGUCGGCGCUCGGCAGGAUGACCAAGGACCCGGGGGCGCUGCGCAGACCGACGUUCACCGUGCGCGACGGGUACCAUCUCGACCAAGUCAACCACACCAUGUGCAGCGACGUUGAGCGGCGGUACUUCCCAGAGCUCAUUCCGCCAUCGUCGGCGCGAGAGGACGUCGCGUCCCGCCCAAGUCCCCGACCUGCUGCAUUGGAACUUCCUCCAUCGCCACCUCGCAGGCGGUCUUCGGUGCUAGACUGCCCGCAAACGCUGCCUCCAAACACGUCAAUGCAUCGGCGCGAGUCGCUCAAGGAAUGUUCACCGAUUGCGUCGUGGCUGAUAUUUCGCCACGACAUGGAAAGCGCAAGGACGAAAGCAGGUAAACUGCCGCCAUUCUUGUCAACUCCGACAAGCCCCCCGACGUCCGGACCCCUUUCCCAGCGGUAUGCUCAACCCCUUGGCCAUGUGCGUCACCGCCACAUCAAACCAUCGUCCAAGACGUCCCUCUUGCCCAACUUGCCGAUCCCGAGUCGUCGCCCGAGUGGGGCCGCACGCCGACCCACUCGGCGCACGCGGUAUGACACCGAGAAUAGCAUGAUUCGAAAGCGCACGGUGAUCGCGGUGGCCGACCCCCACUCGUUGUCACUGGGCGCGCGCAUUUUGCACUUUAAGAUCGCCCCGCACGAACUGCAGGCGGUCGUGAAGCGGGAGGAAGGUCGAAAGCGGCAACAUAUUGCUGACCAUGGAACAAACCUCGUGGCUCGAAACAAACUCCUCGUCGUGACCAAGCCAUCCAACCAAGAGGAGCGAUUUGACCUCGAGCGGCAGCGCCAGGAAGCGUCCAAGGCUCGGGCGGCUGCCCACCACCAACUCAUGGCCAGUGUGCUGGCGUCGGGGGUAGAUCGAUGGGGCGCGCGCAAGAAGCAAGCCGAGCUGGUACGAGCACGACACCAUUGGGCUCGCAAGGCGCUGGUGGUGGUUGCGCUCGGGAAAGCUGCGCAUGCAUUCCAUGCUCUCUAUCGCGCAUCGGAGACGCGAAUUCGGGCCAACCAACAGCACCGCGCGACGAAGCGCAUCCAGCACUUUUGGCGGCGCAAGUCGCAAGCCAUCUGCCUCAGCCACGUCACGCACGCCCUCUUGGUGAUUCAAAAGUACAUCAUGAAGUGGGUUCGGCAAUAUCGGUUCCGCCGGCGUCGAGCCGCCGUCCACGUCAUUAUCACGUCGAUCGAAGAACUGCAAGAGGCCAAGUUCCGGCGGUGCAUCCUCAAGUAUCGCCAUUGCAUUCACGUUUUCCAAAGCAUGUGGCGCGGGUGGAUGACCAUCACGGAUGCCCGCAUCAAGUUGCUGCUCUUGCUGUGGGCAAAGCUCGAGAAGAAAGCACUUGACAAAGGUACGACAGCUCUCGUCCGGUGUUUGUUGGUCGGGUUAUCGAUCCUGGGACGGUAG
This is a messenger RNA of Aphanomyces invadans, 2853 nucleotides long. RefSeq lists its product as hypothetical. Lineage: Eukaryota; Oomycota; Saprolegniomycetes; Saprolegniales; Verrucalvaceae. The record is from RefSeq and is a predicted model, not a curated record. The transcript has 15 exons. Bases 1 to 2853 code for a protein of 950 amino acids.